AUGUUUGUGGUGGACCUCCUUAGAGAUGCAAUUACUUCACCAACUCGACGCCACAACGCUAUUACACCGGAGAAGAAAGUAAUCACAACCCUGAGGUAUUUGGCAACAGCGAAAAUGCAACAAUGCAGCAGUGAUGACUUGGGUCUGUCCCAAUCCUCCGUCAGCAGAGUCAUCACCCAAACACUGACAGCUUUGUCACAACCUAAUAUUGUGACACAAUUUGUUUCAUUCCCGCUGGAUGCCCGCACUUUACACACACAUAAAAGGGCAUUUAUGGACAUUGCAGGAUUCCCUGGCGUUGUGGGUGUAAUUGAUGGAACACAUGUGAGAAUAAUUGCGCCAUCAGAGGACGAGGCAGUCUUUGUUAACAGGAAGAAUUUCCACAGCAUCAAUGUGCAAAUAGUGUUCAAUGCGGCCUGUAAGAUUUUGGACAUUGUGGCUAAAUGGCCAGGCUCCACACAUGAUGCGAGAAUACUCUUUGAGAGUGGCAUCAGACAGCUUUUUGAGAGACGCUAUGUGCCAGCUAAUUGCCACUUGUUAGGGGACAGUGGCUACCCAUGCAAACCAUGGCUCCUUACACCUUACCUCAAGCCACGCCAUGGGCCCCAAUUAAACUAUAACAGGGCCCACAAGACAACAAGAGCGGUGGUGGAGCGUUGCGUAGGCCAGCUUAAGAGGCGCUUUCAUGUUCUCCACGGAGAGGUGCGGCUGAGGCCUGAAAAAGUCAGCAAAGUCAUCAUAGCCUGUGCAAUAUUGCACAAUAUUUGCAAGGUUAGACAAAUUGCAGAACCUCUGGAGGAUGGCGAUGAGGAUGAGGAUGAAGACAACGAUGAGGAUGGUGGGAUGCUGACGGAGCAGGUGCUUAAGAUGGGAAUGGUGUUUGAUCCGCCGGGCUAUCCUGAGAAGCAGCUGCAGAUGGUUCAGGCGGCAAUCUUGUCGGCAAACUUGAUGGGCCCGGUUCUUGUGAUGUCUCCAUGCUACAGAAAUACAUAG
Molecule: messenger RNA, 993 nt
Organism: Triplophysa dalaica
Lineage: Eukaryota; Metazoa; Chordata; Actinopteri; Cypriniformes; Nemacheilidae
Product: putative nuclease HARBI1
Exons: 3
Coding region: 1-993 (330 amino acids)
Source: RefSeq, a predicted model, not a curated record